Messenger RNA from Emiliania huxleyi CCMP1516, 1613 nucleotides. RefSeq lists its product as hypothetical. The transcript has 5 exons. The coding region runs from base 1 to 1233 and encodes 410 amino acids. Lineage: Eukaryota; Haptophyta; Isochrysidales; Noelaerhabdaceae. The record is from RefSeq and is a predicted model, not a curated record.
AUGUCGACUGGUUUUGUCGUUUGCUACAUCAUCGUCCCUUGGCGGGUCCGACUGCUCACCCUCGCUCUCGCCGGGCUCAGCCACGGCCGUCCGUCCGACGCGGCGUGCCCGCCGUCGUGCCCUGUGAACGAGCUCUCAAAGCUGUACGACCAGUACUGUUCCGACAAGGGCACCUUCUGGCAGAGCAAGCACCACUACGCGUCGGCGUACCACCAGAUCUUUGGUUCGAUCCGCAACGUCGUCACCUCCAUCCUCGAGAUUGGGAUUGGCGAGGACACCGCGCCGUCGGUCGCCUCGUGGCUGAUUUACUUUCCAAAGGCACACAUCUACCCCAUCGACAUCAAGACGACCGAGGAGGUGGCCAAGCGCGCGGUCCCCGGCGGCGCCACGGACCGCGUCGUCGCGCACCAGGCCAAGUUCGGCUGCGAGUACAACCGGCCCCUUCUUUCCCUCAGCCUCCCGCGCCGCCCUUCCCCACCGCCCGCCCAGGUGCACCUGACGCUGAACACCGACGCGUCGGACCCGGCUCAGCUCUCGCGCGUCCGGCUUCCGCCGCAGCUCGACAUCAUCCUCGACGACGGCUCGCACCGCUUCCUCGACCAGGAAAAGACGCUGCACGUGCUCUGGCCACGCCUCCGCCCGGGCGGCUUCUACAUUAUCGAGGACAUCCUGAUCGGCGCGCUGCCGUGGGACGCGUCGCACGCGCAGCAGGCGCCGACCAACAACUCGGACUGCGGCGGCGAGUGCUUCUUCCCGCAGAAGAUCGCCGAGCACCCCUUCCUGCUCGACCGCUUCGGUCACACCAAGGGCGGCGCUUGGACGCGACUGCGCAAGGAGACGCAGGAGCUGCUGCGCAAGCACGACUGGUUCUUCUCGGUGACGGGCGUGCACAAGGGGGGCGGGCUCGACGUCUCGCUCAUCCUGCGAAAGGCGGGGCCCGCCAUCGGCAGCGAGGGGCUGGGCGGCGAGGCUAGGCCCCUCACGCCGCCACUCCCUGUCCCUCAGGCGCGCUCCGCGCUGCAGCUCGCGGAGACGCAACAGAAGUCGCUCGAGCGCCAGCACUCCGAGCUGCAGCAGUCGUUGCGCUCGAUCGAGCAGGCCGUCGAGACACGCUGCACGCAGCAGGAGGCGGUGCGGCCGGCGGACGAGGGCUCCAGCACCGUCAUGUACGCCCUGCUCGCCGCCUCGGCGCGGGGCUACCGGAGGGUGCCCAACCGGGCGGAAGGGUUCUGAGCGUCUUGCGGGACUCUGUGCUUGUGCCGUGGGUGACCGAUUUGGGAGGAAUUCGAUGUUGAUCGAGGUUGGUUUCAGCGGUGGACAGCGAGGCGGUGGCGCGAGGUUGAGGUGGCAGUGUCCGGGACUACUUCGAGGGACUCUGGGAGAAUGGGUUUGCUCCACAUAGGUCACAGCGCGCGGCGUGCCGUGCUGUGUGGGGCGGCGGGGAGCGCGAGCGGGCCGGCGGGGCCAUGGACUGGCAAGCACUUGGGUGGCUGGGGUGCGACUCACAGCGACUGUGCAGGUGCGAGGUGGGACCCACGAGCCACGACAUGGGGUCGCGCGUGGUGUCCCGCGGUAUUUUUCCGGCACCAUACUCUCAACUCUGUUCUCUGAAA